Molecule: messenger RNA, 1365 nt
Organism: Symbiodinium natans
Lineage: Eukaryota; Dinophyceae; Suessiales; Symbiodiniaceae
Source: the annotation of a GenBank genome assembly
AUGGCUGCCCCAUCCUUGACUGCGAAGCUUCUCUCCGAAUUUGUUGGCACGUUCCUUUUGGUGCUGACAGUCGGAUGUAAUGUCUUGGGCAGCAAUGCAACGUGGGGAGGCGUGUCAAUCGCCUUUGUUCUUAUGGUCUCCAUCUACGCAAUGGGAGCUAUAUCAGGAGCCAAUUUCAACCCCGCUGUGUCGGUGACCCUUGGCAUCUCCAAGUCUAUGGGAGGGCCAGGUCUCGAUUGGGCGACCGUGGGGCAGUACGCUAUUGUCCAGUCAGGAGCUGGCAUUUCAGCCGCCAUUUGCUACUGCUUGAUGUUCGGCCGCAGCUUCAACCUGACGCCAUCUGAUGGAUUUGGAUGGCUUAACGCCGGAUUGUGUGAGACGCUCUACACGUUUGUGCUGUGCUUCGUUGUCCUCAAUGUUGCCGCAGCGCGCAAGAAUGCGACAGAGCACAAUGAGUACUAUGGCAUGGCCAUUGGGUUGGUCAUCGUUGCAGGAGCCUAUGGCGCGGGAGCCGUGUCUGGAGGCUGCUUCAAUCCCGCAGUGGCUCUCGGAAUCGAUGUGUCGAGUGCAGCCCGUGGAUUUGGCUGGUGUGUUCCUUAUGUUCUCUUCGAAGUUGCUGGGGCAGCGGCAGCUGCUGCUCUUUUCAAAGUUGUACGUCCUGAAGACUUCUCUGGUGAACGGACCGCCAGAGCAGAACUUGUGUCGGAGUUUCUGGGUACCUUCGUGCUUGUCCUGACUGUUGGGUUAAACGUGCUUGCCAAGUCUAAAGCCGGGGCUCUCUCCAUCGCCGCAGCUUUGACAUCCAUGAUUUAUGCCGUCGGAGACGUGUCUGGAGCACACUUCAAUCCAGCUGUGACUCUGGCAAUCUUUGCAUCAGGAAGAUGCGCGCAGUUGACCCCGGGAAAGGCAGGUAUGUACGUUCUGGCUCAAAUGCUUGGCGGCGCGACUGCAGCUGCCAUGUACUCAUUCAUCUAUGUUGGGCAGUCCUUUCCCUUGGGCCCAGUCGCUGGCAGCACAUGGACUCAAGUCACUAUUGCAGAGAUAGUGUUCACGUUCCUGCUGAGCUUCGUGGUUCUCUGCGUCGCUGUCUCGCCACGCACGAAGUCUUCGCACAUGUUCGGCCUUCUGAUUGGCUCCUGCGUCACUGUUGGAGGCUUUGCGAUUGGAGGCAUUUCUGGUGGCUCCUUGAAUCCGGCAGUCUCUGUCGGAAUUGCAUCUGCCAAUCUCCUCAACGGUGGACUUUUCUACACGGCCUUGAUUUAUUCUGCGCUGGAGCUCGCGGGAGGAGCUGCUGCUGCCGGACUCUUUAAGAUCACCCAUGACAUUGAUGUCGACGCGGCAGAGAAGGAGAAGCUGGUUGCAUGA